This is a messenger RNA of Arachis duranensis, 707 nucleotides long. RefSeq names its product CASP-like protein 2D1. Bases 90 to 602 code for a protein of 170 amino acids. Lineage: Eukaryota; Viridiplantae; Streptophyta; Magnoliopsida; Fabales; Fabaceae. The record is from RefSeq and is a predicted model, not a curated record. The transcript is spliced from 3 exons.
UGUAUAUAGUGAGAUCUCUCCCCUUUCAAUUCAUAUGAAAUAUUAGUUCACAUAUUGAGCAUAGUUCAUCUAGUGAGAAUCACUUUGCAAUGCUUAAGCUUUUUGAUUCAUCUCUGAGGCUCUUUGUGGUUCCUCUGUCUGUGGCAACCAUAUGGAUUACUGUGACUAACAAGGAGGAUAAUAGCAGCUAUGGAAUGUUGAAGUAUAGCAACCUCUCAGGUCUCAAGUAUAUGGUUUUCAUCAGUGCCCUUUGUGCUGGUUAUGCUCUUGUUGCUGUAGCAUGCUCUUGGGUCAAAUAUGCAGUAUCUAAAGCAUGGAUUUUCUUUAUCUCUGAUCAGAUUUUAGCUUAUUUAGUUGUCACAUCAGUUGCUGCAGUAAUGGAGAUAUAUUACCUAGCUUAUAAUGGAGCUAAAGAAGAUUCAUGGAGUGAAGCUUGCAGUUCCUAUGGCAAGUUCUGCAAUAGAGUGAAGUUGGCUUUGAUUCUACACUUUUUUACCUUUGGCUGCUUCUUGGUUUUGGCAGUGAUUUCAGCUUUUAGAGCAUUUAGUUUAUUUGAUCCUCCUCUUCUGAAUUCUCAAGAGGUGGAACAAGUUAGAGGCUAAUUGAUUAGGAUUUCAAAUGCUGGUUUUGUUGUGAAUUUCUUUCAUUUCAAAAUAUGUCAUUUUGGAAUUAUAAUACAAUAAACGAUUAAGAGCUUAGAAUCAUAA